CUGGGGGGCGUUAGGAGAAACGUAGCAGCCCCCCUACGUGUAAAAGACCGGCACCAUUUUCCCUUCACUUUCAGGGUCACUUUGUGGAUGACCAGCAUCCGAACACACCUCCCAAUUUCAGUGUCACUUUCCAUCUGCUCCAGCUGCUUCCUGUCAAACUGGUUGAAGAAGGAAGCCAUAAGGAACGUAAAGGGGCUCUGAGUUACUCCUCUCAGAUCUUGCAGUGUUUAAGGAGUAGUGAUAAUGGAUGUCCUGGCUUUGGAAGCUAAGGGGGUCAAGAACGAGCCUGCUCCACCACCUCCCCCAACUAAGUCCAGACCUAAAGCACCCAAAAAACCUAAACGAAUUGUUUACUUUGAGGUGGAGAUUCUGGACGCCAAGACCAAGGAGAAACUGCUGCUCCUGGAUAAAGUUGAACCAUCUGCUACUAUUUUGGACAUAAAAUCAAUGUUCCACAAAUCAAAUCAGCGCUGGUAUCCUGCCAGACAGUCGCUGUGCCUGGACCCGAAGGGAAAACCCUUAAAAGAUGAAGACGUGCUUCAGCAACUUCCGGUGGGAACCACGGCUACGUUUUACUUCAAGGAUUUGGGAGCCCAGAUCAGCUGGGGGACGGUGUUCCUUGCUGAGUGCAUUGGCCCGCUUCUCAUCUACCUGAUGUUCUAUUUCAGACUGCCCUUUAUCUAUGCUCCCAAGUAUGACUUCACAACCAGCAAACACUACGUUGUGCACAUAGCGUGUCUGUGUCACUCCUUCCAUUACGCCAAGAGGAUCCUGGAAACAUUGUUCGUGCAUCGCUUUUGCCACGGCACGAUGCCGCUGCGCAACAUUUUCAAGAAUUGUUUGUAUUAUUGGUGCUUUGCAGCCUGGAUGGCCUACUACAUAAACCAUCCACUCUACACACCACCAUAUUAUGGUGAACAACAAGUGAAGACUGCUCUUGGAAUUUUUUUGUUUUGCCAGUUGGGAAGCUUCUCGAUCCAUGUUGUUCUACGAAAUCUCAGACCUCCUGGUUCCAAGACAAAGAAGAUUCCAUAUCCAACUAAGAAUCCUUUCACUUGGAUCUUCACAGUGGUUUCUUGCCCAAACUACACCUAUGAGGCAGGCUCCUGGCUGGGCUUCACCGUGAUGACUCAGUGCGUUCCUGUCGCCUUCUUCACCAUCAUCGGCUUUGUGCAAAUGACGGUGUGGGCGAGAGGCAAGCACCGCAGCUACCUGAAGGAGUUUAAGGAGUAUCCGACCCUGCGUUCACCCAUUCUGCCCUUCAUUCUCUAGCCCUGACGCUCAUAUAAAUACACGUUAAAUGAAAAACUGAUCCUGGACUGAUACUGUAGGUCUGAAAAAAAGCUAUUGUACUUGUUCAGGUAACGGAUAAGAAGAGUACCUAUCCCUAAACCAAAGUCUGAGUAUUUAAAAAAGGGCGUUUGAAUAAAAUUAAACCUGAAGAAUAGUAAAAACUGGCUUUAAAUAAAGGCACUAUAGAUGAGUGCAACAUUGGGGCCAGCUGUAUAUUUGAUUACAUGGCAACAUGCAUAAAUAUUAUUUUUUAUUAUGAAAUUUUAUCAACCAAAAAAAGGAAUAAACUGCUAAUUUUC
Molecule: messenger RNA, 1592 nt
Organism: Clarias gariepinus (North African catfish)
Lineage: Eukaryota; Metazoa; Chordata; Actinopteri; Siluriformes; Clariidae
Gene: tecra
Product: trans-2,3-enoyl-CoA reductase a
Exons: 11
Coding region: 244-1272 (342 amino acids)
Biological process (GO): very long-chain fatty acid biosynthetic process
Molecular function (GO): oxidoreductase activity, acting on the CH-CH group of donors
Source: RefSeq, a predicted model, not a curated record